Molecule: messenger RNA, 590 nt
Organism: Culex pipiens pallens (northern house mosquito)
Lineage: Eukaryota; Metazoa; Arthropoda; Insecta; Diptera; Culicidae
Exons: 2
Coding region: 160-537 (125 amino acids)
Biological process (GO): proteasome assembly
Source: RefSeq, a predicted model, not a curated record
CAAAAGCGCGAACAGACGUCUGUCAUUCCAGCUGUGGUGGGGUCAUCCGCGGUGCAAAAUUAAUAACCCAAAAAUCAUUUCCCAAGGGUGCGAACGUGAAUGACUCGCGAAUUUUAAAUCAAUUGUAGAGAGAAAUCAGAAGUUACGCGUGUUAGGAAAAUGUCCUCCGGCGGCGGGGACAGUGCCUUUGACCGCGUCGAAACGUUGCAGAUCGGUGACCAUCCCACGGACAUUGUGUACCACAGCUUUGCGAAUAAAUCGUUUCUGUUGAUAACUCAGCGGCAAAAGGUGACCAAUGUUUAUACCGUGCGGAACCAGCAGGCGGCGAACGAGUUGAACGGCGGAACCGGUGCUGGCAGUCGGAUUUAUUCCAUCAAGCACACCUUCGGGGCGGCUUCCGACGAGGUCGAGGCAGCGAUCAGGUAUCUGAUGAACUUUAUCGAUAAAAAUGACGAAAUCGUUAUAACACUUGGGCUGAAGGAGAUCAAUAAGCCUACGUUGGAUUUGAUUGGGGCACAGCUGAGGAGGAUCGUUUAAGGAGGGGGAUGGGGGAUUAAUUCGGGUCUUAGAAUAGAAACAAUGAAAUUGAA